Lactuca saligna is the source of this 1484-nucleotide messenger RNA. NCBI's taxonomy places the organism in Eukaryota, Viridiplantae, Streptophyta, Magnoliopsida, Asterales, Asteraceae. The record is from the annotation of a GenBank genome assembly.
GAAAGUACAAGACCUAGCAAUUGGGUUUGUUAUAUAGGUUUUGACACGUAUGAACACAGCCUACAUCAUUAUAAUCAAAUUUGAUUCGGUUUCCCUUUUCUCUUUGUGGCGUCAGAGCGUUUUUCUCAAUUCCCUUGCCCCCCAAGCAAUUUGGAGACACAAGUUCUUCAAUAAAAGCUGCGAUCAAAAGGAUUAAGAUCCUAUUGGUCAAAGUUUUGAAUUGAAGGGACAUGGUAAAGAAGAAGGAAUCGAUUCAGUAUGAACACGAUAAUUUGUUUACGGACUCGGAUCAAUCUCCAGGGAAUGGUAUACAUGAAUAUGAAGUUGAGUUGAUGUCUGAAUCUUCAAGGAUGACAGAACCCAUUAAACCUCCGCCGCAACAGCCUAUACCAACGAAGAUGAAUGAGAAAUUAGGGCUUUGCGAAAGAGCGUUAUCCGCCGCUGGCGCCGCCUUCCUCUCCGCCAUUAUUGUUAACCCUCUUGAUGUGGCCAAAACAAGGCUGCAAGCACAGGCUGCUGGUGUGGCAUACUUGCAUCCAAUGACUAAUCUUACGAGUCGGAUGGCCGUUUUUGGACCAAACAUGAUGUUUGCGGAUCUAAGAUGUUCUCCAUCGUGUAGUCGUGCUGGAGUACAUGGUACAGUGUCCAUCUGUCCACCGGAUUGCUUUGAGUACAAAGGAACACUUGAUGUUUUCUACAAAAUUAUUCGGCAGGAGGGAUUUGGAAGAUUAUGGCGAGGCACCAAUGCUGGUCUUGCAUUGGCUAUACCAACUGUGGGAAUCUAUCUGCCUUGCUACGACAUCUUCCGGAAUUGGUUUGAAGAGUUUGCAGCUGAAAACGCUCCAAGCAUGACACCAUACGCCCCGUUACUGGCUGGAUCAUUGUCACGUUCAUUGGCUUGCACUACCUGUUAUCCUAUCGAACUUGCUAGAACCCGUAUGCAGGCAUUUAAAGACUUCAACACUGGUAAAAAAGCUCCGGGAUUGUGGAAGAUGUUACUGGAUGUGAAGACGACAAAUGUGCAAAGCUAUCGCGCCCUUUGGACAGGUCUUGGGGCACAGCUGGCACGUGAUGUGCCUUUUUCUGCAAUUUGUUGGUCAACCCUUGAGCCGGUAAGAAGGCGGCUUCUGGGUGUGGUGGGUGAAGAGGCCAAUGCCGCCAGCAUGCUUGGAGUCAAUUUCUCAGCAGGUUUUGUUGCAGGCAGCCUUGCUGCAGCCGCCACCUGUCCGCUUGAUGUUGCAAAAACCAGAAGACAGAUAGAGAAGGAUCCUGUUAGAGCAUUAAGGAUGACAACAAGGCAGACUCUAAUGGAGGUUUGGAGGGAUGGGGGAAUGAGGGGACUAUUUACAGGGGUGGGCCCACGUGUGGGCCGUGCAGGGCCUUCUGUUGGAAUUGUGGUGUCGUUUUAUGAAGUUGUCAAACUUGAUCUCCAGCUUCAUCAUGAUGAUGAUGGUGAUGAUGAUGAUGAUGGAGGAGAAGAAUAA